AUGAGGAUAGCUUCGCAAAGAAACUAUAGGAGGAGUAUGGCGUUAAAGUUGGGCUCACAGGCUUCUCUCACUGAGCUUUUCGAUGCUGCAAUCAAGAGAUUUGGAAGAAUUGACAUUGCAAUCAACAAUGUUGGGAAAAUGUUGAAGAAGCCAUUUACGGAAGUGACCGAGGUAGAGUUUGAUGAAAUGGACGUCGUCAACAACAAGGUAGCAUUUUUCUUUAUAUCAGAAUCUAUGAAGAAAGUUGCCGAUGGAGGGCGCAUCAUUAUGCUUGCGAGUUCUCUUUUGGCUGCUUACACUCCAUUUUACACCCCGUAUCAGGGUACUAAGGCAGCCUCUAAGGAGAUGAUGGAAAAGAACAUCACCGUGAAUUGUGUUGCACCGGGACCAAUGGACACUCCGUUCUUGUAUGCGCAAGAGACACCAGAGGCUGUUGAGUUUUUCAAGAGCAGUGCUUUGCAGCAUCGGCUGACUGACAUCAAGGACAUCGUCCCAAUCAUAAACUUUUUGGCGACUGAUGGCGGUUGGAUUACCGGUCAAGUCAUUUUUGCUAAUGGUGGGCUGGCUGCAAAUUAG
Torulaspora globosa is the source of this 576-nucleotide messenger RNA. RefSeq lists its product as uncharacterized. The record is from RefSeq and is a predicted model, not a curated record. Lineage: Eukaryota; Fungi; Ascomycota; Saccharomycetes; Saccharomycetales; Saccharomycetaceae. The transcript has a single exon. The coding region runs from base 1 to 576 and encodes 191 amino acids.